AUGGCAUAUCACCAGAAGUACGACAUGGAAUAUGUGCCUGCUGACUUUUUCAACAUGUCCGAAUUCGAGUACGAUAACUCCUUUGAAAAUGAUCCUCCGGCUGAUGAUGAUUACGGCAAUGAUGAUGUGGUAUGUUUAUUCUUUCUGCAGCCGUUUCCCUUCCAAGAAGUUAUUCCCUACAUAUGAUACUACGGACCAGUGCACAUGACGUUUAUUUAUAAUUCACCUCUUCCUUUUGGGUUAUCCAGGCUAAACCAAAUACUGAUACCUCUGCCCUCGAAUUUAGAAAUGGAAAAGAUAUUCAAGGGAUCCUUUGGGAUAGGAUGAACUGCACCAGAGACAUCUGCCGUGAGACAAGGCUGAAACAGUAUAAGAACUACGAGAGUGUACUUCACUCACGUGCAGAGCUAGAGAAGGUGGAUUGCCAAAUUUUUUUUAUCUUGUUUUUGGGUUCCAAGGGUUUAGUGUCGCUUAUUCCCUAGAUAUUAUGAAGGAACGUCAGUUUUAUUGAUUUAAGAGAUUUAUAUGAUGUUCAAUGACUGGAUGGUAACUCUUUACCAUUUGAGUUGUCUACACACUUCUUUAUGAUCCAUAUCUUAUCAUCUCUGUGCCUCUUCAUUCAAUGCUAAGAAACUUUUCAACUUUUCUUGUCAUCGUGAAUUAUUGUUGUAGCGAUUUCUUCCUCUUUCUAAAUAAUAGGAAACUCUUUAUUAUAGUUUUAUUUUAUUCCGCGAAGAUAUCAUUGCUUCCAUUAAGCGAUUGUAAUGGCUUGCAUGUUUGUUGUAUGCUGUACUUAUUACUGUUAAUUUUCCUCACACUUCAAAGGCUCUUCGUUACUGACUUCGUUAUAUAUAUGAUGUAUAUUUCCCCCCAUUUAGCCUAUUCUUUUUCUCCAUUCACAUUUGAGUGUAAGUUAGAGCGGAAGGAUAAGUCCUAAUGGGAAAUCUUAUGCAGGAAUGUAGUCCAGUAGAGAAGAAUAGUAUCUUCUACCGCUUCAACUUCAAUACCAGGGCUGUGAAGUCGACAAUUAUGCAUUUUCAGGUAAAAGUAUUCUCCAUUAUAUUGCUAUUUAGCUAGCAUUUGAUAAUAUAGCACCGUGUGAUAAGAUUCCAUACUGGGGUCUAUGCUCAUCUUCGCCAUACAUUUCUCAUAAUUUCUCUCGUAGCUAAUUGAAAUGGGAGAAUCAUUUCAUUUUUUUUUCUUGACACAUAAAUGUUCUCAUUAAAAAGGCAUGAUCAUGGCAUCAUGCGUAAUUUUCAUAGCAUUACAUAGGAUCCUAAUUCUCUCUUUAGAUGAUCCUCCUAUUUCCUUUUACAGUCUGGGAAAGUCUUCUUGUUCACGAAAUGAUAUUACUCUAUCAAUUUAAAAAUGAAAUACUAGUUUGAAUUGUUCUAUAAAACUUACGACUGAAUUAUAUUCUCAGUUCCACAUGGUCUAGCACUCUAUAUUUCUUAUGGUAUUAGCUGUGUUGAAUGCAUUUGUGAGGAAAUGAAACAAUUAUUUUAUCGCUGCAUCCUAUUCUUUGGUACAUACCUUACACUAAGGACUGGAAGUUGUCGUCCAAUGAAGAUAUUACCUCUCUCUGAUACAGUAGGUCGUAGGAAAAAAUCUAGUUUGUGACUCUGGAUUUUAUUUGAUUUCAAUGGUGUAUUUUCUUCAUAUCUAUUCUGACGCUUUUUCAGGUCUUCGCUUCAUAUUUAUGUUUCUCUCUUUUGCAAACAUGUAUCACUGUAACCUUGUGACGUAAAUGAAGUAUUCUUAACCUUUUCAGAAACGGUAAGGGAUUCCCCCAACCCCUUGUGAAACUUGUGUAGAAAGCUGGAAAGUUUUGGAAAGUCAUAGAUUUUUGGCAAGUUUUGAAGCACCCUAUGGAGGAUUUCUUGUGUAAUCUAAAACUAUAUGGGGCACAUACUUUCUCUCUUCAUUUAUAAACUGAUUGAAGAUUCGAAUAUCAUUCAUCUAAAGUAUCAUUUAACUAUCGUCCUCUGAUUAUUUUUUCCUGUUUAAUUAAACCUGUGUUCAUAUUCGUCUCUGUUUGUUGUGGUUUCUUGAGGAAAAUUAGGACUGCCUCUGUUUUCCAUGAUUGAUUGUGCCCUUCUUCCUCAUACACGUCAAGUUUUCUUCUUCCAUUUGCCUUGUUCUGCAGAUUACUGUCUUGUUCUUCUUCAGCAUGGAAUUCCUUUUGAGCGUCAAACUUCGCAAUUCACAAUGAUAAACAAAGGUUUCUAAUAUGUUGUCUGUCAGUUAAUAUCCAGAUAUCAUUGUGGCUUUGAUACAUUCGUUAUCUUAACUGCUAAUCAUUUGAUGUGCGUUUUAAUAGCUCAUCUGUGAUAUUUAGGAAAGAACUGCAAUAUAAUUUGUAAUGACAGCAUUAAAAGCUGGUGGAAGUGCCAUCUUGACCAACAGAAGCUUGAAGGAGACCUUUGCAUGGCGGGAAAUCAUCUGGUCCUGACAGGUGUACUUAUGGAAGAUGUGCCCCUAACUUUUUCUGCUCUUUCUGGGACAGGAGGAAACCUGAUUAGUACUCUAAGAACUUGCCGGACUUUGUUCCUGCACCGGCUAUGAUAUUUGAUAUCGUAGUAUCUUGAUAGCUUUAUCUUGCUGUGUAUAUUUGUCUGCAAACUCACGGGUGUUCAUCCAGAUUACUUAUUUCUUCUCUCAAGCCGUUCGACCCCGGGUAUUGAAUGUCCCCGUUCUUGUUCUCUUCAAAACUAGUCAUUCAUCUCUGAUUGGCAUUUAUUUGAUUAGAGCAUGCUGGCAUUAAGAGAGAGGGAGAGAGGGAGUGCGUGUGUUUGUGUGUGUGUGUGUGUGCAUGUUCUUUGUUUUCGCUAAUUAUCAUGUUGGGGACAGAUCGUCUUUCAAUGUCCAUUCUUGACUAGCUUUCCGACGCCGAAGAUCUUCCUCACAACCGCUGCUUUCGUUUAGUUGUGACCCAUGUUUUCCAUUUUUCCAGCUGAGGAAUCUGGUAUGGGCGACAUCCAAGCACGACGUCUACCUCAUGCGCAACUACUCCGUCAUCCACUGGUCCGCCGUGCUCAGAAGGGGGAAAGAAGUCCUUAACGUCGCCGGGCAGGUCUCGCCACCGCCACCUUCCACUCGGGUCAGUAUCCCCCGCUCUCCAACCUGCCCACACUCUUGCUGGGUCCUCCCCUUCUUGGUCUUCCUCUUGACCCGCGGAGGUUCUGCAGAAUCGCAGAGGGCCCACGGGUCAACCGCUCUCGAGAGUCCAGAUAAGCACCAUGGCCGUGAAGGACGAGCUGAUGGCCGUCGGAGGCUUCCAAGGAGAACUCGUCUGUAAGGUAGGUACCAGCCAAUCAGAGCCGCGCGGGCCUGAUCCCCGCCGCUCUCCCUCUUGACUGACGAUGGUCUCUUCUGCGCAGCGCUUGGACCGACCUGGCGUCGCAUUCUGCUCGAAUCUGACCACCGAUGAGAACGCCAUAACAAACGCCGUUGACAUCUACAGCAGCCCCAGGUCAGACCUCCCCUCCAUUUAACCUCGAUGACUCCCCAGUGGGCCCUCCUCGCUGACCCAUUUAGCCCCCCUUUCCUCUUCCUCCGGCGCAGUGGGUCCACCCGGUUGAUGACGGCCAACAACGACUGCCAAGUGAGGAUCUUCGAUGUCGAUGACUUUUCCCUGCUGACCAAGCUGUCCUUCCCUUGGUCCGUCAACGUGAGUCCCUUCCUCCUUUCUCUCUCUCUCUCUCUCUCUCUGCUCUCUAUGGGUCUCUGAAAGUCCCCCGCUGGCGUCCCCUGCAGAGCGCCUCGGUCAGCCCGGACGGGAAGCUCGCCGCCGUACUCGGGGACACCGUGGACUGCCUCCUCGCGGAUCCGCAGUCGGGAAAGGUAAGUAAGUCAGCACUUACUCGAUUGACGUCGCCGUCGCUGGCGCCGGAGAGGAAGGUGAUCUGACGCGGAGGGGGCGGUGGCGCUUCUGUGCAGGUGCUGCACCGGCUGAAGGGCCACUUGGACUAUUCUUUCUCGUCGGCGUGGCACCCGGACGGGCGCGUGGUGGUGACGGGAAGCCAGGACACGACAUGCCGGGUGUGGGACGUGAGGAAUCCGUCCCGGGCCAUGGCAGUGCUUCGGGGGAGGAUGGGGGCGAUCAGAGGGAUCAAGUUCACGGCGGAGGGGCGGUUCAUGGCGGCGGCGGAAGCGGUGGACUUCGUGCAUGUGUUCGACUGCGGGGCCGGGUAUGGGCGGGCGCAGGAGAUCGACUUCUUCGGGGAGAUCGCGGGGGUGUCCUUCAGCCCCGACACGGAGGCCCUCUUCGUGGGCGUGGCCGACCGCACCUACGGCAGCCUCCUCGAGUUCAGGCGCACCCGCCCCAACCACUACCUGGACUCCCUCUUUUGA
Spirodela intermedia is the source of this 4353-nucleotide messenger RNA. The record is from the annotation of a GenBank genome assembly. Lineage: Eukaryota; Viridiplantae; Streptophyta; Magnoliopsida; Alismatales; Araceae.